GGUAGCUUGCUUGUUGUGACGGGAGAAGCCGGAGCAGGAAGAGGGUGACUGGAGCGGGGCCUGAGACAACUUCACGGACACAACUUCGCCUCAUCUCCCGGCCAUGCCGCUCUUCGGCUCCAACCCCUUCGAUCAGGAUGUGGAAAAAGCCACAAAUGAAUACAACACCAGUGAAGACUGGGGUCUUAUUAUGGACAUUUGUGAUAAAAUUAGCAAUACUCACAACGGAGCAAAAGAUGGCCUGAAAUCCAUAAUGAAGCGAGUCAAUCAUAAAGUGCCCCAUGUGGCGUUGCAAUCGCUUACUCUAUUGGGGGCCUGCGUGUCAAACUGCGGAAAAGCUUUUCAUUUAGAAAUAUGUUCCAGAGAUUUUGCAAGCGAAGUGCGCGGUGUUAUAAACAAGGCCCACCCAAAGGUCUGUGACAAGCUGAAAGCUUUGAUGGUGGAGUGGUCAGAUGAAUUUCAGAAGGAUCCACAGUUUAGUCUUAUAUCUGCCACCAUAAAAUCCCUGAAGGAAGAAGGUGUCUCUUUUCCGACUUCAGGUUCUCAGAGUGCAUCAAAUACUCCUAAAAAUGGUGCAGUACCUGUAAAAAACAAAGAGGAUGAAGAUAUUGCUAAAGCAAUUGAAUUGUCAUUGCAAGAGCAUAAGCCGACAGAGACGAAAUCUCUGUAUCCAUCUGUGGAAUCCCAGCCUGACAGUCAGAAGAUGCCAAGAAAGGUCCGGGCGCUGUAUGAUUUUGAAGCUGUUGAAGACAAUGAAUUGACAUUUAAAAGUGGAGAAGUCAUCAUUGUUUUGGAUGAUAGUGACACUAACUGGUGGAAAGGUGAAAAUCACAGAGGCAUAGGACUUUUCCCAUCAAAUUUUGUGUCUUCAAUUUUAAAUGUUGAACCUGAAGCAGCAGUUGUUGAAAAAAGUGCUGUCUUUGAAGAAAUCCCAGAACCCACCACAACAGCUGAACCUGAACCAGUAUUCAUUGAUGAAGAGAAAAUGAAUCACGCAUUGCAGUUACUCCAGAGCAUUGAUCCCACCGACCCCAAGCCUGAUUCUGCUGAUCUACUGGAUUUAGAGGACGUCUGCCAGCAAAUGGGUCCAAUGAUCGAUGACAGAUUAGAAGAAAUUGACAGGAAGCAUUCUGAACUCUCAGAGCUAAAUGUGAAGGUUCUUGAAGCAUUAGAGUUAUACAAUAAACUAGUGAAUGAAGCUCCAAUGUAUUCAGUAUACAGUAAGCCACCUCCACAAACUCAUUAUAACCCACCAUCCCUUGGAGUUUCCAUGCAGGGCUAUCAUGGACAACCACAGGGUGGCAACUAUAUGGUCCAGGGCAUGCACCAGAUUCAGCCACCAUCACAUUCCCAAGGAUACAUGAACACUGAUCAGAUUGGUCCACUGCGAUCUCUGCCACCAAAUAUGAACUCCACUGUAAAUACACAAACUGCUCAAACAUCAUACAUGAGCACUGGACAUGACGGCGUGGCAAAUCCUCCAUAUUUAAACCAGAACUCAGGACAUCAGUCAAACGCGGGAGCAUACGGCCAACCAAUUGGAAUGUCAGCAGACAUGCCUGCUUAUCAGAACACUACAGCUUCCAUGCCACAUGUGUCUGGCUAUUCAGUAGCAGGCCCCCUGCAUUCUAUUUCCCAACAACCCCCAAAUUACUACCAGCAACCUCUGCUUUGAAACAAAAUUUCAUAGACCUAUGUGAAGCAAUCCUCAAGUUGCUCUCAUAUCACCAGAUUAUUGGUAAUUAGAUACAAUAGGAGCAUUUCCUAUAAAAUCGGACCACACACACACACAAAUCUAAGAUUCCAACAAUACAACUGAUGCGAGUUUCCCCUUCAUUUUUUGUGUAUCGUUAUGUGUUUUUUUUUCUUCUUCUUCUGGUUUCAAGCUGUUUUCUUUACAAAUAGCUUGAUAGGUUAUCACCUCCAGCUGCAAAGGCUUGUAAGGUAAUUAACGGAACCUGGUUUGGGCCGACUGGCUGCUUCAUGUCAAAUGCCUAAAUAUAGAAAAGCUGUUAAGUCUUAUUUUAUGCAGGUGAAAUGAAGCCAUUCUACUUUUGCAUUGAUCUCUCCACGUACGUCAUGCAGUCUUUGUAAUUAUGCUAAUUUAAGCUUAGCUAUUUCGAUUUUUUUUUUUCUUUUACCCGUGAGGCUUAUUGUACAGAGUUGACAUUUUAAAAACACAUCAAGUGCAUUAGACUAUUAACUUAGUUUCAGUGUUAAAGUGAAAC
Molecule: messenger RNA, 2228 nt
Organism: Pelobates fuscus (common spadefoot toad)
Lineage: Eukaryota; Metazoa; Chordata; Amphibia; Anura; Pelobatidae
Gene: STAM2
Product: signal transducing adaptor molecule 2
Exons: 14
Coding region: 104-1675 (523 amino acids)
Biological process (GO): signal transduction
Cellular component (GO): endocytic vesicle
Molecular function (GO): ubiquitin binding; phosphatidylinositol binding
Source: RefSeq, a predicted model, not a curated record